Molecule: messenger RNA, 3893 nt
Organism: Ricinus communis (castor bean)
Lineage: Eukaryota; Viridiplantae; Streptophyta; Magnoliopsida; Malpighiales; Euphorbiaceae
Exons: 10
Coding region: 314-3562 (1082 amino acids)
Cellular component (GO): U2-type prespliceosome; commitment complex; U2AF complex
Molecular function (GO): pre-mRNA 3'-splice site binding; poly-pyrimidine tract binding
Source: RefSeq, a predicted model, not a curated record
UCUAAAGAAUAUGUUUCAGAAAUCCAUUUCUCCUUUCCUUAGGUUUCUUUUCUUAUUUAGUGCAUUGCAGCCAUUGUACGGACGGCCAACAACACUCGCCACCGCAAAAACCCGCAAUUUAUUCAGUUUCAGUCCGGCAACUGCUUUUCAAGUUGCAGUCAUAUUUUGCAAAGAGACUCUGUAUAGCAGCUCAUUCACCGACUUUCCUGGAAUUUUAUGGUUUUAGUCUAGAUUAGCGUGGCCUGAGUGUUUUCCUUAAUGUACUAAGGCAGGAGAACUUGUUAAGACAUACUUGGUUUGUAUUGGAAUAAGGAUGAGCAGAUCUAGCCGGCACAAAGAAAAGCAUGGAAAAAGCAGCGAGAUUAGCACGGAUUACUAUAAUGAUGGAACUGCUGCCAGGACGAGGCCUUUAAGUUUUGAUGAGAUUAUGUUAAAAAGAAAAGACAAAAAGAAACUGUUUGAUAGUGAGAACAAGGGAUUUGCAGAAGGCAUGUCAGAAGAUGGAACUACUGAAAAAGUUUCAGAAAGGGGUAAUGGACGAAGUAAAGAUGAGCAUAUGAAAAUAAUUUCAGAAAGGAGUAAUAGGCGAAGCAAAGAUGAGAAUACAGAAGGAGUUUCAGAAAGGGGUGAUAGACGAAGCAAAGAUGAGAGUACAGAAAAAGUUUCAGAAAUGGGUGAUAGACGAAGCAAAGAUGAGAGUACAAAAAAAGUUUCAGAAAGGGGUGAUAGACGAAGCAAAGAUGAGCACUUGGAAAUAGUUUCAGAAAGGGGUAGUAGACGAACCAAAGAUGAGAAGGCAGAAAAAGUUUCAGAAAGAAUUGAUAGACGAAGCAAAGGUGAGAAUACUGAAAAAGUUUCAGAAAGGGGUAAUAGGCGAAGCAAAGAUGAGAAUACGGAAAAAAUGUCAGAAAGGGGUAACAGAAGAAGCAAAGAUGAGAAUACUGAAAAGGUUUCAGAAAGGGGUAAUAGAAGAAACAGAAAUGGGAAUACAGAAAAUGCUUCAGAAAGGGGUAAUAAACGAAGCAAAGAUGAAAAUACCGAAAAAGUUCCAGAAAGGGGUAAUGCACGAAGCAAAUAUUCUUCAUAUGUUGUCCGAGAGCAUUUGUUGGAGAGAGAUGCAAAGGCCAUUUCCAAAGAGAAAGAGGAGAAGACUUCCAUGAAGGAUGAAUAUAUAACUAAAAGCAAAGAUAGGGAAAUUCAGGAUUCAGAAGUCAAAUUGAAGUCCGAAGUGCACAGAGAUCUGAAACCUAAAGGCAGGGCUGGCGAAGAAAUAUAUGACAGGAGAAAAAGUGAUGAACAGCGUAGCAAUAAUGUUAAAAAUGAAGAUUUAAAGAAGCAUCCAAGACAUUUAACAGAAAGGGUUAGACAUGAGGAUGGAAGCAGAGGAGUCUCUGAAAGAGAAGACAAGAGUAAAUAUCGAAAAGGAGUUGAUGAGAAAAAUAAAGAUAGGCUUCCCACAAGGAAACAUGAUCUAGGAAAAGGCCAUGACUCAGAAAAUUUAGACAAAAAGGAAAAAGAUGAAUUAUCAAAAUCUCAUUAUGAAGAAAUAAAGCUGAAAAGCAGACGGUCAAGGAGCCGAGAGCGUGAGGACAGAAAGAGAAGAUCUAUUUCGCCCUUGCCAAGGUCACGAAAACAUGCUUCUUAUCAUGAUAGGGAGCAUGGGGAGCCAUCCUUGCAUUUCCUGAAAGGGAAAUCUGGACAGCAGCAUUCUGACAUUGACAGGAAUAAGAUUACUAAUAAUGGUUCAACUGGCCAUUAUAAGAGACAUGGUGGCUCCGCAAGUCGUCUUGGUGGCUAUUCACCCAGAAAGAGAAGAAGUGAGGCUGCUGCAAGGACACCGUCCCCAACUAAACACUCACCAGAGAAGAAAAAGGCUAAAUGGGACCUUGCACCAGAAGGCGCAGACAGCACCUUUUCUGUGUCAGUCCCUCCUAUAUUUAAAUUGUCAAAUCAAAUUGCAUCCUUAAAUGCUCGUGCAACAGUCAGUGCAGUGCCUGUUGCUUCAAUCCCAGUCAAGCCUCUUUCAGGGGUUUCAUCCAAUAUAUUAUUGACCAAUAAGAAUGACACCAUUGACUCUGUUCAGCUAACACAAGCUACCCGUCCAAUGAGGAGGCUUUAUGUGGAAAAUAUACCGGCUGAAGCCUCUGAGAAAGCUGUAUUGGAGCGUCUUAAUAAUCUUUUAAUUUCUUCUGGUGUCAACCAUAUACAAGGAACCCAGCCAUGUAUUAGCUGCAUUAUACACAAAGAAAAGGGCCAAGCUCUUGUGGAAUUUCUUACACCUGAGGAUGCUUCAGCAGCUCUUUCUUUUGACGGCAGUUACUUCUCUGGUUCCACAAUCAAAAUCAGGCGUCCCAAAGACUUUGUUGAAAUGGCAACUGGUGAACCGGGGAAAUCAGUGGCUACAGUCAAUGCAAUAAGAAAUACUGUGAAGGAUUCACCACAGAAGAUCUUCAUUGGUGGCAUUUCAAAGGCUCUUUCUUCUGAAAUGAUUAUGGAGAUUGCAAGCACUUUUGGACCUUUGAAGGCAUACCAUUUUGAAAACAUUGAUGAUGUUAAUGGGCCAUGUGCUUUUGUAGAGUAUGCAGACCAAUCAGUUACUUUCAGAGCUUGUGCGGGUCUAAAUGGUAUGAAGUUAGGAGGGCAGGUCAUAAGUGCUGUUCAAGUUAUUCCUAAUGCAUCGACCUUGGAGAUUGAUGGAAAGCAACCAUUUUAUGGGGUUCCUGAGCAGGCAAAGCCACUUCUUGAUAAGCCUACACAAGUUUUAAAGCUUAAAAAUCUGUUUGAUCCAGAGACCUUACCAUCACUGUCUCGUAUAGAAAUUGAGGAAGUACUGGAAGAUGUACGACUAGAGUGUGCAAGAUUUGGCACUGUUAAAUCUGUCAAUGUAGUUCGGAAUGGUCCAAUUCCCAUCUUUACUUCAGAAGCAUGUAAAAUGAAUGAGGAUAUGGAUUCUGCUGGCCCUCAGCAAAACUUAGGGGGCGAUGAAACAAAUGCUGAAACAGAGAAAACCAUAGGAGAUAUUCACCACGAACCUGUGGAAGCAAAUGAUACUGAUGAUGAUAAACCUGUGGAAGGCAAUGGUGUUGAGGAUGAUAAACCUGCAGAUGAUCUUAUGGAGGAUGAGUCAUCUCAACUGGGUCAGUUUGAUAGCAAUAUGGCUGUUGAAAACCUUUCUGGCGAUGGUGUACCAGAACCUCAGGAGCCCAUUCCCAUUCAGCAGACCUCAAAAGAUGAAUCAGACUGCCUUCAUGGCAAGGUCACUGAUGAUGUUCAGAUGAAGGAUACAAUUGCGGAACACAAAUUGCCUAUCCAACAAGAAUUGAAGGAAUCUUUUACGAAUGAUCAUGCAGUAGAAUCAGAUGCAACUGGGAAGGGAGACCACGAGGAACAUAAUUGUGAUCUUAGCUACAUUUUUUAUCCGAGCUGUGUUUUUGUAGAAUUUGGAAGAACGGAAGCUUCAUGUAUAGCUGCCCAUUGUUUGCAUGGACGUUUAUAUGAUGGCCGCACUGUGACAGUGGGAUACAUACCUCUCGACGUCUACCGGUCCAGGUUUCCAAAAUGAAUAUGUUGACUAUGAAACUAGUUGAUUACAGCACGUAUGCCGAAAGAGAAGUUAAAAGAGAAAGACAAGGUCUGCUGUCCCUGCAUGGCAGUACGACUCAUUUCAAUUGCUAGAGUAUGAACAUUGCGCAUAUCACCUACCUUUUGCCUAACAUGUAGGAAACGAUUAGGUUCCAAGCUGUUUGUAAAAUGCUAAAAACCUAACUGAAUGACUGGAGCUGAUCUGGUCAGGGGGACCAAGCUGAUCUGAACCAGUGAAAUGUACCAAUUUGAGUUGCUAAGGGCCCCUCUUUUGAUACAUAAAAGUGAAAUAUACCAUUCUAGUUACUAUA